This is a messenger RNA of Botrytis fragariae, 1218 nucleotides long. RefSeq lists its product as uncharacterized. The coding region runs from base 1 to 1218 and encodes 405 amino acids. The record is from RefSeq and is a predicted model, not a curated record. The transcript has a single exon. NCBI's taxonomy places the organism in Eukaryota, Fungi, Ascomycota, Leotiomycetes, Helotiales, Sclerotiniaceae.
AUGGAUAACCAGACCAGAAAUAACCACUUUACCUUCGACUUUACCACUCCUGCCAUUGAUCUAGCCUUGCAACUCCCCACUCCACCCCCAAUAAACAUCCAUCUCAAACCCACUACUCCCCGCCUCCAACUUCUCUCUCCAUUCUAUUCCGGUGUCAUUCCCGCCGAAAUCCGCUCCCUAAUUUUCUCCUACGCUCUCACUCCCACCCCAAUCCCAAACACAGAUUACGACCCCAACACCAAUUACGCACGCCCAGGCUUCACAUGCCGCACGCAACUGCACCUCUCCCUCCUCCGAACAUGUCGACGUAUCUACCUCGAAACCUACCACCUCCCCCCAACAUCCAUUCCUCACGUAUUCUGGCACGCUCGACACCCCCCCUCCGCUAAACCUGCCCGCAGCGAACACUCCUAUUUCUCCCGUCUCCCAGACUACCAGCUCGCGCUCCUCAAAUCUCUCCAUCUCCACACGCAACUCUACUGGCUCCAAGAUUACCUCCGUCCCCUCACUUCCGCACACUAUCUCCAAAACAUCACCUCUCUCAAGCUCACCAUUCGAAGAGGCGACUGGUGGUGGAACGAGCGAAACGAACCACUAGCCAUCAAUCCCUACCGCGGCAAUGCCGAUAUCCCCAGCAUGCGCAGAGACAUGGAGCGCUCGCUACAGGGCGAAGCGCCCACAUGGCAAGCGGGGAAAUGGGGCGCGUCGCUUGCGGGGUUCCCGCAGCUGGAAGUGCUAGAGAUGGAGUUUGAGACGAGUGAGGAGAAGAGAGAGGAGUUGAAAAUGAUCAUGGAAUGGGCCCGGACGUGGGAAUUCCCAAUGGGGAAGAGAGGGGUGUUGAGUACGCGUAAACAUACUAAUGCGCGCGCGGGAGAUGAAAGUGAGAAAGGUGAGUUGGGGGAUGUGAAGACGUGGGAGUGGAGAGGUAAAGCGGUGCAUUGGAGUGAUAUCUGCCCCUAUUGUGUGGGUAAUGCUUGUCAGCGGACGGAACCUGCGAAAGGGAAGAAUGGGGAUAAGUGUCGGGAAAGAAAAGGGUUGGUGGAGAGGGGAGAAGGUCCUAUGUUGGUUGUGAUGGAGUUGAAAUGGAAAUUAAGAGGUCAUCCGGUGGGAGAAGAAUGUCCGUUGGUUGGAGAGGAGGAGGAUGACGAGAUGGUGGAUUCGGAUAUGAGUAGUGACGAUGAAGACGAGAUGGAUUGGGGAGAGGAGGAUGAGGAUUAA